Molecule: messenger RNA, 1932 nt
Organism: Iphiclides podalirius (scarce swallowtail)
Lineage: Eukaryota; Metazoa; Arthropoda; Insecta; Lepidoptera; Papilionidae
Source: the annotation of a GenBank genome assembly
AUGAGCGCUACAUAUCAAGACAUUAAUUUUAAUGAAGUUGUUGUCACGGAAAACAAAUCAAACAAUGGACAACAAGAAAAAAUCGACAGCGAAUAUGAAGAUAACCUAUCUGAAACGAUAUUUCUUAGUGAUAUGAGUCAUUUUUCAAAAACAAGCGUAGAAUCAUUACAAGAUUUAGGAAGAGAUAGUGAUGAAUCGAUUCCACCACCUACCCCGACAUCGAAAUCUAUUCGCGAGAAAAUUGGUUCUCGAAUUAUAGCUGUUAAGGAAAGACGACACGCAAAUAGAGAAAAAAAGAGAGAGGCACGUGAGAAGGUUCAAAAGUUUGUUUUCGCGAACACUCCUGAUCAUGAUUUCGACAAAGUUAUUAAGAGAAGCAAGUUCGGAACAGUUUCCAUAGCACUAAUUGAAGCUUCCGUCAUGGAAAAAGAAUCAUUUGACGAUAAAUGGCGUUUUUUAUGUUGUCGCUUAAGGUUAGGUACAGAGAAGAGAAAAUCUAAAUUGAUAAAAAUAAAUAGUUCGGUGGUGAAAUUUCAAGAGCUACUAAACAUAAACAUGUUCGACGAUACACUUUUGGAAAUAUCUCUUUGGGAUCGUGAUGUAUUCAUUAGCAAACAGGUUCUCGACUUGUCUCAAGUAGAGAACGAACAGACACACAGGAUGAAAAUUAUUUUAGAAGAAGAAAAUUCUCAAACUACGUAUGCGAAUGUUCAAUUAUUUUUUCUUCUCACAAUAAGUGGAACCAAUCUAAUCAAUACAAUGAUUGACCUUGAUGAUUACCAAAAACUUCAACAAAAAAUGGACAUUGAAAGAAAAAAUUUCGCUUGGUACAGAUUGAGAAAAUUGACAGAUGUAGGCUGGCUGUCUGUAAUUGUCUUUGGUGCCAAAGGGAUCACGUCGACUGACUGCUAUUGUAUACUGAAACUAAACAACGAGAGACUGUUUACACAUACCGAAUAUAAGACACAAGUACCGAAUUGGAUGAAGAUAUUUUCUUUCACAGUUACUGAUGUAACAUCAAUGUUAGAAGUUAUAGUUUGGGAUGAAAAAAGAUCAGAGGAAGUGGGAAAGGUUUCAAUACCGCUGCUGAAAAUAAAUACCUCGUGUAAAAAAUGGUACGCACUCAAAGGAAUCAAUCAAAGAGAAAGGGCAAGAGGAAAUAAUCCAAGAAUACUGUUAGAAAUGGGAAUUACUUGGAAUCUCGUCAAAGCAUCUAUACGCGUCAUAAAUCCAAAAGAGGUGAAUCUAUUGCAAACUGAAGAAAGGUUAGACAGGCAAACGUUCGCACGUAAUAUAACACGGGCGAAAGCAAUCAUAUCUUGGAUUGUGGACGCUUACCAGACAUUUAAAACAAUGUUCGAGUGGGAGUCUAUGAGAUGUAACAUGUUGGCUUUAACAAUUUGGAUACUUUUUUGUUGGUUUUUUAAAACGUGGAUGCUGCCCCUCCUUUUACUUAUACCUUUUGCAUGGUACAACCCCACAAAAAGUUCGGUAUUGGCAAUUAGAAGAAGAUUUCAGCGAAUACCGUUAGAAGCUAACGAAAUAUCAAAACAGGAAAAAGAAGAGAAGAAUUUAACACUGCGACAAAAAUUAAACUCCCUUCAAGAUAUGGUGCAAACGGUACAAAAAAUAAUCGGACAAUUCGCCAGUCUGGGGGAGAGUAUUAAAAACCUUUUUAAUUUCUCGGUUCCUUUCCUGAGUUUCUUAGCGAUAUUUCUAAUAAUGCUGAUAACUUUGGUAAUGUACUACAUUCCGCUGAAUUACAUACUCAUGGCCUGGGGAAUACACAAAUUUACGAGAAAGAUCCUUAAGCCUAAUCGAGUGCCUAACAAUGAAAUUUUAGACUUACUUUCAAGAGUACCUGACGAUGAAACAAUGUUGAACUGCGAAGAGUUUACUUUAGCAAAUUUGUCUGACGAAGAUGAGCAUUUG